Messenger RNA from Cutaneotrichosporon cavernicola, 1866 nucleotides. RefSeq lists its product as uncharacterized. Gene Ontology annotation, cellular component: fungal-type vacuole lumen. NCBI's taxonomy places the organism in Eukaryota, Fungi, Basidiomycota, Tremellomycetes, Trichosporonales, Trichosporonaceae. Gene Ontology annotation, molecular function: metallocarboxypeptidase activity. The transcript has 4 exons. Bases 1 to 1866 code for a protein of 621 amino acids. The record is from RefSeq and is a predicted model, not a curated record.
AUGAAAGGCGAAUACACUCCCCUCCCGACCACAGAGAACGGCGAGCGCGAUGAGGUCGCGCCUCGCACCAUCUGGAAGCGGGCGCUUCCCUUCCUGGCACUCUUCGCUCUAGUCGGUGUUCUGGCCAUCACCAACCCGAUGGGCUGCGGACGCAAGGACCAGAUCAUCAAGGGCUUCAAGGUGCCAGGCUAUUCUCACCUUCCAGUGGGCGAAAUCGACCCGUUCCACCUGGACGACGAGCCCCACCGUCGGCCCCACCACCACGGCCACCACAAGGAGCAUCACACGACCAAGUACACCACCGCGACUCUGGCCGCAGAGCUCAAGGAGGCUGCGUGCCCACCCCAGCCGGAGCCCCUGAACGUCGGCCCUGUUUGGGAGCCCUGGGCGGACGAGACAUUUGCGCACAAGGCCGCCGAGCGCCUCUCCAAGGCCGUACAGAUCAACACCGUCUCGACGGAUGACCUCCCGGAUGACCCCACCGACCCGCGCUUCGAUGGGCACUACAAGUUUGCCGAAUACCUCGAGGCCGAGUACCCCACCAUCUACGAGCACCUCGAGCACGAGAAUGUCAACACCCACGGUCACCUCUUCACUUGGAAGGGCACUGAUGAGAGCCUCAAGCCCAUCUUCCUCAUGGCACACGUGGACACCGUACCAGUCAACCCCGAGACGGUCGGCCAGUGGACGUUCCCCCCUUGGAGCGGCGAGAUCAGCUACGACGCCACUCCCGAGACCCCCGGGACGUGGAUCUGGGGCCGUGGCGCGAGCGACUGCAAGAACUCGCUCAUGGGCAUUCUCCACGCGGUGGAGAAGCUCGUCAACGAGGGCUUUACGCCCGGUCGCACUGUGCUCAUCGGCUACGGCUUUGACGAGGAGAUUGGCGGCGCCCGUGGCGCCCUUAAGAUCAAGGAGGUUAUCGAGGAGCGCUACGGUGACGACAGCAUCGCGUUCAUCAUCGACGAGGGCUUCUCGGGUAUCGAGGAGGCGUACGGCAUUCCCGUUGCGUCUCUCGGUAUGGCCGAGAAGGGCUCGGUGAGCAUCAAGCUCACCGUCGACACGCCCGGCGGCCACGCGUCCGUCGCCCCCGUCCACACUGGCAUCGGCUACAUGUCGCGCUUCCUCUCGGCUCUCGAGGACCACCCUUACAAGCCUGAGAUGACGGCGCAGUCGCCGUACCUCAAGUACAUGUCGUGCCUCGUCGAGUACGCGCCCAAGUUCCCCAAGAGCGUGGCACGUAGUGUCAAGAACCCGAAGAAGUGGCACAAGCUCGCUAAGGACCUCGCCAAGAGCGACCGCGUGCUCAACGCAUUCCUCUCGACGACGUCCGCCAUCGACCUCAUCAACGGUGGCGUCAAGAUCAACGCGCUCCCAGAGAAGGUUGACGCGUCCGUUAACCACCGCAUCUCGUUCGUCUCGUCGGUCAACGCGACGCUGCAGCACUACGUCGACCUCAUGACCCCGCUCGCGGCCAAGUACGGCUUCAGCAGCACGAUCUUCGGCGCCGAGCACGGCAAGAAGAGCAGCAAGCACCUGACGAUCGAGAUUAUCGGCAACGAGAACAAGCACGGCCUCGAGCCCGCGCCGAUCACCCCCGGCGACAGUGACGCGUUCGCCUACAUCGCUGGCACUGUCAAGACCGUGUUCGGCGCGAAGACGGUCGUCGCGCCCACUGGCAUGUUUGCAAACACGGACACGGCCCGCACCUGGUCGCUCACCAAGCACAUCUACCGCUGGACGCCUGCGGACCUCAACGAGGCCGGCGGCAUCCACACUGUCAACGAGCGCAUCAGCCUCCACGGGCACCUCACCACGACUGGGUUCUACUACAAGCUCAUUCGCAACACCGAGGGGUGGACUAAGUAG